Clunio marinus is the source of this 513-nucleotide messenger RNA. NCBI's taxonomy places the organism in Eukaryota, Metazoa, Arthropoda, Insecta, Diptera, Chironomidae. The record is from the annotation of a GenBank genome assembly.
AUGUCACACGAACUAGGCUAUAGGGACGACAAACACAUUUUCUUUACAGAAAUUAGUUCAAUGUCAAGUCAACACCGUUUUCCUUUCUCCGCCAUAAAUUAUGUGGAAUCUCUAGGUGAGUUGACCAAUGAAGUUUUUUCAACUGUGGCCAAAUAUUUGCAUCGCAAUGGAAUCAGAACCGUUGAGACUGUUUAUUGCAUGUUGGAUAAAAUGAGAGUUGACAAAAAGCUCGAUGAUAUUUAUGACAAAAUAUUCCAUGAAGAAAGAGAUGAUGUGAGGGAUGAGGUCGAUAAAUAUUUGCGAGAACUCGAACUUCAAUGUGGUCAAAGCUAUUCGUCAACUCCACUCGGAAUCGCAACAUUUUUUUCAUUCUUUUCAAUUGUGUUAUUAGGAAUGGGUUUUUGUAUGAUGACAUGUAGUUGGGGGAAAAUAAGGAAGAAUAGAUGUAGUUUCAUAUUCAAUGUUGGUUCAAAAGCUUUCUUCACGAAACUGGUCGAAAAAGCUCCAGGCUGA